AUGUAUCCAUAUCCAGCCAACUCGCCUGCCACAAACAACAACAUGAUCACGCCGAUGUACGGAAAUCAAGGCUACGAAUUUUAUCGGCCCACCGCGUCUCAUUACUCGUCCGUUCAUUUCCCUGUUUAUCCCGCACACGGACAAUAUCAAGCGAGGCAAGAUCGCCUCUAUCCUCCUAUUCCACGCACUCAACAUGUGCCGCAUCAAAGACACGAGAUGGUAAAGCCGCCAUACUCUUACAUCGCGCUUAUUGCUAUGGCAAUUCAGAGUGCACCAGAGAAGAAAAUAACACUUAGUGGAAUAUAUCAAUUUAUCAUGGACAGAUUUCCGUAUUAUAGAGAGAAUAAACAAGGCUGGCAAAACUCAAUCCGACACAAUCUUUCUUUAAACGAGUGCUUCGUCAAAGUGCCAAGGGAUGAUAAGAAACCGGGCAAAGGAAGUUUCUGGAGUUUGGAUCCCGAGAGUUUGAACAUGUUCGAGAAUGGAAGCUACCUGCGAAGACGAAAACGCUUCAGAAAGAAGGAUAAAACAACGUCAGAAAGCAGCAACAACACCGAGAAUCAAGACAAAAAGGAGCAUAGCACUUCCGCCGACACAAAGACAACAAGCUCUGAAAACUCAACAACAACUUCCGCUGCGCAAGAAAAGGCUAAAGAGCAUGAGACGCUAACAAGUAGUACACAGAUAGCUCGGGCAGAAUCCUUAGAGUCUACCGCAAAAUCAGAGAGUAAAGUAACGCCCGCCACAAAGGCCAGCCCACCAUCCUGCAAGCGUGAGUGCAUGGUUAACUCUGAAGAGGGAGACAUUGCAUCGAGUAAUUCGCCUGGUGAGAUCAGUGAAGCGCCACAGGCUUCCACUCCACCUUCCUUCCCUACAGUUCCUCCGUGCACCAUUUACGAGAAUGCGUACGGGUUGAACUACCCCUCCUAUCACCAAAACGGGCAACAAGGCAGCUACUCGAGCGCACCGUACGCAGCCUGCCACUCUCCCUCCUACACCAGUUCAAACACACCCAAUGGCCGGGCUUACGUUCACCGAUACGAGCCUCAGAUGAGCCCUGAGCACCCAGCCGUUGUUCCUGGCCGCUACUCACCGCAUUUGAGCCAUUACAGUCAGCAAGCCACACAAAACCAACACGUAGAGGAGGUCCAAGUACACCGGCAACAAUACGCUGCAGAUUAUGAACCUCCAGCUAGAGCGGGCCAGUGGUACUCAUCAACGAGCUACCACAGUAAUGAGUCGUCUGUCUCCAGCGCCCAUAACUGCUUCCCGAAUGUACGCGAGAUGUUUGAAUCGCAGCGUCUGAUCGCUCCUAGUGGUGGACAGACAGUGCCGGUCAUGCAAGCAACUCAAGGUCAGUUUGGAUCUUCUAAUGCUGCUUAUCACUCAACUGCGGCAUCCGUGCCUCAGUACACUCUUUAAUCUUUGAUCUCCUCACUGAACUAAGACUAUUUUAGGACAAGACAUUGUGGAAGGGUUCAGAGCCUUUAUGGAAAUGUAUAGUGUUCUUUCGUUUUUCUGUACUUUUUGCUUUGUUGGGAAUGGAUACUCAACUCAGAUGUAAAGAGAGAGAGACUUAAUUUUUUAGGCACGACAAGAAUAUAUUUUACCAAGUUUUAUACAAUUCGUAGUUGUACCCCAAGCGUUAUUCGGGGUUUCCGCGAUUUUUAAGUUUCAUUUUAAGCGCCAAGUUGUUUGACAAUUGAUUUUUGUACCGGUGUAGUUUGUUUGUAGUGAGGCUUAGGAGCAACAAGCGUUGUUUUCUUUCAACUCGCCCUCCACAAGUGUUUCACUGUAUGUCGCCCACAAUGCUCACAGUAUGA
Molecule: messenger RNA, 1823 nt
Organism: Pocillopora meandrina
Lineage: Eukaryota; Metazoa; Cnidaria; Anthozoa; Scleractinia; Pocilloporidae
Source: the annotation of a GenBank genome assembly